AGUUGUCUCUCUGUUCUGAAUACGCAUACAUCCAUGGACAGGUGUCUUCAGCUAGGAAAAUCUGCAAGCUCUGUCAUCCCAAGAUGGCGAAAUGUGUCCGAGGAGAGGACAAUCCAACCGGUUGGCUAUGAAGAGAAGAGCAUGGCCACCGUCUCAAACUUCUGCAGUUACGGUAGCUUCGCCGAGCUGAAGGAUUUUCUCAGCUGUGCAGAUCAAGAGUUUCAAGAAGAUACUAAGGAGAGCUCUGACAGCAGGUGCCUCCAUGAGAUACUCGAGGAGGCCCAGUCCGACUCGCCGGUCUCCUUCUACUCACAUCUUGAUUCUAGUGAAGGAAGCGAUGACGAGCAGGCAGCUCCCCAUGAGAACGGGAGAUCAGCAAAGAUUAUGCCUAUUGAUGCAGAUUUCUUGUCAUCUAAACUCCAUGAAAGAUCAUGCCACAAGAAGAGUCUAACAUGGUGCACUUCUCCCGAAAAUGCAAUGAUAUACGCUCCUGAAUCUCCACUUUACCUUGUCGACGACAGCGAGAUGCAACCAAACUACUUACAGACAAGCAGCUCGCACGGUUCACUGAAUAAUCUGUCAAAGUCGGUCUUUGAUCUGCACAAUGCAGACUCAUACGCCGUUUCCAAGUAUUUUAACAAGGAUGACAUUGACAUGCCUCCACAAUGCACACCCAGGAAUGAUAUCAGAUGCUUCAGCAACUUCUCAACCAAAUUCAUCAAGAGAAGUGCUCUAUCCGACCUAGUCUCUCGAGGAAGCAUGAGUAGGAAAUUCAGAGCUUUCUCAAAUAGUGAUGACUGGAGCGAUAUUACCUCGCGCUGCGGUAACAGCAGUCAGGUUGAUUUCCUUGAAAGAUUCGAGAAGGCGGUAUCAAAACUGUUGGUCGCAGAUGGGCUAGAAAGCUGCCUAGAUGCCGGCUCAGAAGUCACAACUAUAUGGCAGCUGCUGAACCAUAAUUCUGAAGUGAGACACAAAUCAUCAGUGGGGCAAGACAUUCUUGAUCAACUGUUUGAUAGCAUUUCCACAGGAAAAAAGGAAAAAGUGAUCAGAGCAUCAGUAUAUGUUCUAGUGCUUAUGAUAUCUGAAGAUAGGAAUGUAAUGAGAGGCAUCAAGAGGAAAGACUUCCAUUUGACCAAUUUAGCCACUGCACUGAAGCGAGAUGUGCAUGAAGCUGCCAUUCUGAUAUAUUUGUUGGAUCCUUCUCCUUCAGAGAUUAAAAACUUGGAGCUGUUACCUUCACUUCUACAUGUGGCCUGUAAUUCUACCACUCAAAAAUGGCCUACGUUGCUCCCCCUGACACCAACAUCAGCAUCAAUAGCUCUCAUUGAGAUCUUAGUGACAGCAUUCGACUAUGUAACGAAUAAUGUCCACUUGGCCACCAUCAGUUCUCCUCCUAUUCUCUCUAAGCUUGUUGAUGUUGCAAAGAAUAACAACUUGGAAGAAGGUGUGGCCCUGGCAGCCAUUCUCGUCAGGUGUGUGCGACUUGGUGGAAACUGUAAGAAGUUCUUAUCACAGGCUACUCCAGUGGAACCUUUCCUUCAUCUUCUCAGAAGAAAAGAGCAACGUGCCAAGUGUGCGGCGCUUGAAUACUUCCAUGAGAUUCUUCAGAUUCCUCGGUCUUCAGCAAAUUCUUUGCUACAAAAAAUACGACAGCUAGGAGGAAUUGCCAUUAUGCAUACACUGAUGGCCUGUCUCCAUCAAACUGAACCUGAACAUCGGGUUUUAGCAGCUAAUCUUCUCCUUCAAUUGGAUAUGCUGGGAGAACCAGAUGGAAGGAGUGUUUUCAAAGACGAAGCAGUGGAGGUCCUAUUGGAGUCUCUAUCAUCUCAAGAAAAUUUGACUGUCCAGGCUCUAGCAGCAUCUUUUCUUUCAAAUCUUGGAGGGACUUAUUCCUGGUCGGGAGAAUCCUACACUGCUGCAUGGCUCUCAAAGAAAGCAGGUCUCACCUCAAUAUCGCAUAGAAAUAUGAUCAGAAACAUCGACUGGCUGGAUACUUGUCUUCAGGAUACAGAAAUAAGCCCAUGGAGCAAUAGAUUUGCACGAACAAUUGUAAGAAUAGGAGUACCAGCUAUCACUACUUUGGCAAAAGGAUUGCAAAGCACGGUGAAGGGAAUCUCACGUGACUGCCUUGUAUGCGCCGCAUGGCUUGGAAGUGAGCUGGCUUCCUUUGGUGAAAAUGAUGUAAGAUAUUUUGCUUGCGAGAUCUUGUUGCAUGACAUAGUGCGCCACCUUCAUCCGGGAUGUGAGCUUGAUGAAAAGCUUCUGGCGUGCAUGUGUGUCUAUAACUACACGUCUGGAAAAGGGAAGCAGAAGUUAAUGAGCUUGUCAGAGAGUUCACGAGAAUCUCUUAGGAGGCUUUCAUCAUUCACAUGGAUGGCUGAGGAGUUACUCCAAGUUACAGAUUAUUACCUCCCCAGGAGACCAAGUGUAUCAUGUGUGCAUACACAAAUCCUAGAGUUUGGUCAACCUGGCAAUGGAGCAGCAACUGCUAUAACAUUCUUUAGAGGGAAGCUCUUUGUUGGUUAUUUCGAUGGCACCAUCAGGGCAUGGGAUAUAAAAGGCCAGCGGGCAGUAAUCAGCAGAGAGGUUAAAGAGCACAAGAAAGCAGUCACUUGUUUUGCACUAUCAGAAUCUGGAGAAAAUCUCUUGAGCGGAUCGGCUGACAAAUCUAUUCGGGUAUGGAAAAUGGCACAGCGUAAGCUUGAGUGUGUUGAGAUGAUCCGAAUAAAAGAUGCUGUGCAGAAGUUUGGUAUUUAUGGUGACAAAAUAAUUGUGCUUACACAGAAAAAGGUUCUCAAGUUCUCUUGUUCAGCAAGAAGUACCCAGACAUUUUACAAGAGCAAGCAUGUAAAGUCUCUAGCUCUUUUUCAGGGCAAAGCUUACCUCGGCUGCGGAGACUUGAGUAUACAGGAACUAGAUGUAUCUGUAGAAUCGAAGAUCGAGAUAAGGGCACCUACAAGAAGCUGGAGAAUCAGUAAGCAAUCCAUUAGCUCCAUUGUAGUAUAUAAAGAUUGGAUGUACUGUGCUGGUUCUCAAGUGGAGGGAUCUGCCAUGAAGGACUGGAAAAAACGAUGCAAACCUGCAAUGACAAUGCCAAUAUCAAAGGGAACAAACGUAGAUGCAAUGGCAGUGGUGGAGGACUUCAUCUACUUGACCUGCAAUAAAAGCCCUAGUAUCAUCCAGAUAUGGUUGAGAGAGAAGCAGCAGAAAGUUGGAAGGCUAUCUGCAGGGAGCAAGAUAACGAGCAUCUUCGCCGCAAAUGACAUCAUUUUCUGUGGAACUGAAACCGGGUUAAUUAAGGCAUGGAUCCCUUUGUGAAUGGCAGAAAAGAGACAGAACAGAACAGAACAUUGAUAAAAUUGUAAAUGCAGCGUGUGUACAAAGAACAUGGAAAUUAAGGAAGGCAUACAGUUUGGGCGUACAAGGCACUCUCCAGCAGACACAGCAUCACAGAUAGUGUUUUUCCUGCUUCGCGGUUCACAAUGACUCAUAUGGUCGUACCUUCACAGUGUAAAUAGUGAGUGCUCCAAGACACUUAUUAUGGA
Messenger RNA from Lolium rigidum, 3545 nucleotides. RefSeq names its product putative E3 ubiquitin-protein ligase LIN-1. The record is from RefSeq and is a predicted model, not a curated record. The transcript has 16 exons. The coding region runs from base 34 to 3318 and encodes 1094 amino acids. NCBI's taxonomy places the organism in Eukaryota, Viridiplantae, Streptophyta, Magnoliopsida, Poales, Poaceae. Gene Ontology annotation, molecular function: protein binding.